AUGACGGCCUCGACCAUCGUCCGAGGCGCACAGUUGCCUUCGGAGAUGUUUGACCGCCACUCUGAGUCCGUUGCGAUGCGGACCUGUGACUCGAACUGGUACAUCAUGCGGAAAUACGACUUGAUGGUUCGUUCUUUGUGGUGGUCGGGAUUCAAGGUCUCGAAGAUAAAGGGUGUCGGACCCUUCGACCAGUCAGUCGAUCAUGGCUCACGUCUCGGCUGCCCUCAACGUGCCCUCGAAGUGGGCUGAGCUCGCGGCCGAGCAACAGUCAUCGUAGGCCCGGGCGAUGGAGCGCCCGGUGGACGAUCUCACCCAGGCGCGUGGCCGCAUUCAAGCCAUGGAGGCCGCAACGCUGGGGGACGAGGAUUGGAAGCCGAUUCUUCCUCUCCUCAAACCUGUAGUGGUGCGCCUGCAGCGGUAG
Molecule: messenger RNA, 421 nt
Organism: Microbotryum saponariae
Lineage: Eukaryota; Fungi; Basidiomycota; Microbotryomycetes; Microbotryales; Microbotryaceae
Source: the annotation of a GenBank genome assembly